ACAACUGCGCCUCUUUCUCAUAAACCCUAAACACACACAGCCGCUCAACUCUCUAAGCUCGCAGAGAUGGCACCUCCUCGAGGUCGUGGUGGUUCUGGUGGGUUCAGAGGUGGAAGGAGUGAUGGAGGAGGGAGAGGAGGCCGGAGCGGAGGCCGUGGCUUCGGUGACAGAAGUAGUGGGUUUAAACCAAGUGGAGGCCGAGGAGGUGACCGCGGCCGUGGAAGAGGCAGAGGCCGUGGAGGAAUGAAGGGUGGGACCAAGGUCGUCGUUGAGCCCCAUAGACAUGCUGGGGUUUUCCUUGCUAAGGGUAAAGAGGAUGCUCUUGUGACCAGGAACAUGGUCCCCGGAGAAGCCGUCUACAAUGAGAAGAGGAUUUCUGUUCAGAAUGAGGAUGGAACUAAAGUCGAGUACAGGAUUUGGAACCCUUUCCGUUCCAAGUUGGCUGCUGCUAUACUUGGUGGUGUUGAUGAGAUAUGGAUUAAACCUGGUGCGAGGGUUCUCUACCUGGGGGCUGCUUCUGGUACCACAGUCUCACAUGUUUCAGACCUUGUUGGCCCUACUGGAUGUGUAUAUGCUGUUGAGUUUUCACAUAGAAGUGGUAGAGACUUGGUAAACAUGGCGAAGAAGAGAACUAAUGUCAUACCAAUUAUUGAAGAUGCUAGGCAUCCAGCGAAAUACCGUAUGCUUGUCGCCAUGGUUGAUGUCAUAUUUUCUGAUGUUGCUCAACCUGAUCAGGCCAGGAUUCUAGCUUUGAAUGCUUCAUAUUUUCUUAAAUCCGGAGGGCACUUUGUCAUCUCUAUCAAGGCUAAUUGUAUCGACUGCACUGUUCCUGCCGAAACAGUGUUUGCUUCUGAGGUGAAGAAGCUGCAGGCAGAACAGUUUAAGCCUUUUGAACAAGUGACUCUUGAACCUUUUGAGCGUGAUCAUGCUUGUGUUAUUGGAGGUUAUCGUAUGCCUAAGAAGUCAAAGGCCACUGCCUAGAACGCCUUUAUCCAUGAAUCAAUAGCUUAGUUUGCCUGUGAGAACAGGAUAAAUAUAAACCUGACAAUGUUUUCCCCGUUUAUUCAAUGUUGGUCUUGUAGUUGCAAACAUCAAUCUUUGUUAUUGAUAUUCAAGUUUUCAUAAUUUUAGAUGUUGAAUU
This is a messenger RNA of Fragaria vesca subsp. vesca, 1141 nucleotides long. RefSeq names its product mediator of RNA polymerase II transcription subunit 36a-like. Lineage: Eukaryota; Viridiplantae; Streptophyta; Magnoliopsida; Rosales; Rosaceae. The record is from RefSeq and is a predicted model, not a curated record. Gene Ontology annotation, biological process: rRNA methylation; box C/D sno(s)RNA 3'-end processing. Bases 67 to 981 code for a protein of 304 amino acids. The transcript is spliced from 7 exons. Gene Ontology annotation, molecular function: RNA binding; histone H2AQ104 methyltransferase activity; rRNA methyltransferase activity. Gene Ontology annotation, cellular component: nucleolus; small-subunit processome; box C/D methylation guide snoRNP complex.